AUGUUUUGUGGGUUCUGCACAAUAUAUGGGCUCUUCGCACCGUGCUACACCUCCCUUUGGCAUCGAUUCUCAAUGAUCAUUGCACCUAAAGAUCCAAGAUCAGCCUCGAUAAUCAACUUCUUUUUGGCCUCGCGCGGCGUCGCCAAUAUUAUGACCGGGCCCCUCUCCGGGCUGCUUCUCAAUACCCCAACCCCUUCGAUGAAAGACUAUCGCGGAGUUAUCAAUUCAUGUGGGACAUUGUUGCUCAUCAGCUCAUUAGGAGUAGGAAUGAGGCUAUUUUACGGCAGCGUACCUGAGAGUCCAUCAAAAGAGGAAACGUACGAAACCCAUACGACUUCAACCGAUCACUGGCACCAUGUAACAUCGAAAGACUUGCGGAACAGAAAGGAGGAUUCGUAUGAGAUGAAUAACCUUUAG
Molecule: messenger RNA, 417 nt
Organism: Puccinia graminis f. sp. tritici CRL 75-36-700-3
Lineage: Eukaryota; Fungi; Basidiomycota; Pucciniomycetes; Pucciniales; Pucciniaceae
Exons: 2
Coding region: 1-417 (138 amino acids)
Source: RefSeq, a predicted model, not a curated record